Molecule: messenger RNA, 813 nt
Organism: Debaryomyces tyrocola
Lineage: Eukaryota; Fungi; Ascomycota; Pichiomycetes; Serinales; Debaryomycetaceae
Source: the annotation of a GenBank genome assembly
AUGUCCUAUUUCUACCGCAAAAAACUGUAUUCGGAGAAGCCCAUUGAUAUGUUUGAUAUUGGCAAUAGAGCAGCUAGAGACAAUAGCGAGGACAAGUUCUUGCGGUACAUCCACGCGGAGGACUAUCAGGGCAAAGGAUACGCGCAGUAUAUUGCAAGUGAAAACGAAAGAGAAAGCGAGCCAGUUGUUGCAGUGGUCGAGACCUAUAUGAUGAAAAAAAGAGAGCACAUGAGAGCCAGCCACAGCAUAUUCAGCAAGAUGAGUGCAAUGGGGAUAUUGAAGGCCAAAUACAUCUAUUCGACAAGAGUGUUAUAUGCAAAGUUGGCCGGCCGGUUUUUCUAUACGUUUGCAAAGUAUAGCGGUAAUGCCGUAAUCGGCGAGGUUAUUCGUAGACCAACGCCACUGGUGGUCGAACAAGUCAUGCAAGUAAUGAUGGAGACUUAUGUUCUUGUUGCCAAAGACCCCAGCGAGAAGUUCCUACAAUCCGUGUUUAUAUCAUUGAUGACUGCAGACGAUAAAUUUGCCGAGUCGAGGGUCAGGGCAAAGACGCUUGACGCCAUUAACUACUGCCUCAAGUUGGCUGCAUCCGAUUACAUGCUAGCCAACGACAAUGUCAACGAUGUCUUGCUGGUAUGGUACGAAACAGUAUACUAUGAUUUUGAGCAUUACCGGAGUGUCCACAACAAGUUUAACAUGACAACACCAACGUUUCAAACGAGAGUGGAUGAACAGGAUAUAAGAAAGGCGGCGAUUGGGGCAGUCAAUUUCAGCAUCGACGAUCUUAGCAAAUUGGGUACUUCAGUGAAAAUCUAA